ACCGCCAUUUUCUAUAAAUUACAUAAUAUUUUAGCACGUCUUGAUGAAUCUAGUAGUGGACAAUCCUCUGAUGAGAUCACAUCAACUAUUGACAAGCCCAGAAGGAAGAAAAAGAAAUAG
Messenger RNA from Racocetra persica, 120 nucleotides. The record is from the annotation of a GenBank genome assembly. NCBI's taxonomy places the organism in Eukaryota, Fungi, Glomeromycota, Glomeromycetes, Diversisporales, Gigasporaceae.